Sceloporus undulatus (fence lizard) is the source of this 2608-nucleotide messenger RNA. RefSeq names its product carnitine O-octanoyltransferase (gene CROT). The transcript has 17 exons. Gene Ontology annotation, molecular function: carnitine O-octanoyltransferase activity. Gene Ontology annotation, cellular component: peroxisome. Lineage: Eukaryota; Metazoa; Chordata; Lepidosauria; Squamata; Phrynosomatidae. Bases 105 to 2042 code for a protein of 645 amino acids. The record is from RefSeq and is a predicted model, not a curated record.
UAAUGAAGGGAAGGGGCACAAAAAGCCUCUCCAAAACACACACAUGAUCGCAGGAAUAACCCCGUGGAGGUGUGUGUUGUGUUGUUUCAAGUUGUUGCAGAUUUAUGGCAUCCCUAAUGAGGGCCUGUCCUGGGGUUCUCAGGGCCAGGUUGGUUCAGAGGAGGUUUGCAGUGGGCUGCAGCCAUCGAAACAAGAUUACCAUUAUGGAAAACCAAGUGACUGACCAUUCUGAAGAGCGUACGUUUCAGCACCAGAGUUCUCUUCCUUCAUUGCCAGUUCCUGCUCUUGAUGAAUCUUUAAAAAAAUACCUUGAUUCAGUGAGACCUUUUCUAAAUGAGGAAGAAUGUCAACGAACUCAAGACAUAGUAAAACGAUUUGAAAAUGGAAUUGGGAAGGAACUACACCAAAAAUUACUUGAAAGAUCUAAAGUGAAGAGGAAUUGGCUUGAGGAAUGGUGGCUGAAUGUGGCCUAUCUUGAAACCCGUUUAUCAACACAAAUCUAUCAUAAUUUUGGAGGGCCAGGCCCUUACCUUGAACACUACUGGCCAAUGAAAGAAGGGACUCAGAUAGAAAGAGGAUCCAUAAUCGUAUGGAUUUCUUUGAAAUACUGGGAACUAAUGAGAACAGAAAAGUUGGCUGUCCACAAAUCAAACAAUAUGCCUCUGGAUAUGGAUCAGUUCCGAAUGCUGUUUUGCACUUGCAAGAUUCCAGGAACUGUGCAAGAUUCAAUUGCCAAUUAUUUCAGGACAGAGAGUGAAGGUGAAUGCCCAUCUCAUUUGGUAGUGCUGUGUCGUGGUCGAAUUUUUGCAUUUGAUAUGGUAUAUGAUGGCCGUAUAUUAACCCCACCAGAAAUUUCUAGGCAACUUUACUACAUCCAAAAGAGAUGCCACAGUGAACCUGAGGGACCAGGACUGGCUGCAUUAACAUCUGAGGAAAGAACUCCAUGGGCAAAGACACGUGAAUAUCUUAUCGACCUAGAUCCAAAGAACUUGCUCCUUUUGGAAAAAAUACAGAGCAGUUUAUUUGUGCUCUCUUUAGAUGAAUCAAGUCCUCAAGCCACUCCUGAAGAUUAUUCAGAGGUCACCAGGUUGGCACUAACAGGAGAUCCAGCAUUACGUUGGGGAGACAAAUCCUAUAACAAGAUUGUGUUCUCGAAUGGAUUAUUUGCCUCAAUUUGUGAUCAUUCUCCUUUUGAUGCCAUGGUUUUGGUAGCCUUCUGUUCCUUCAUUGAUUCCAAGAUAAUUGAAUUAGAGGGUAAAUGGAAGGGAUCAGAAAAAGUGCAGGAUAUCCCUUGGCCAGAGGAGCUUUUGUUCACAUUGGAUCAAAAAGUGCUAAAUGACAUUGUUCAUGCUAAGGAACAAUAUGGAGUGAAGACAUCUGACGUAGAGUUGGUGAAUUAUGCCUUUAUUUCCUUUGGCAAAGCUCUGAUCAAGAAACACAAGCUUCAUCCUGAUACAUUUGUUCAGCUUGCUCUCCAGUUGGCUUAUUACAAGCAUCAUGGACAUCCAGGUUGCUGCUAUGAAACUGCUACAACCAGACGUUUUUACCAUGGCCGGACAGAGACUAUGCGACCCUGCACCAUGGAAGCAGUUGAAUGGUGUAAAUCUAUGCUAGAUCCAGCCUUUAGUCUUGGCCAGCGAAAGCAACUUAUGUUGAAGGCCUUUGCAAAGCACCAUAAAUUGAUGAAAGAAUGUGAGAAUGGAAAAGGAUUUGAUCGUCACCUCUUGGGCCUUCUGCUUCUCUCCAAAGAGCACAGCCUUCCUAUGCCAGAACUCUUUCUAGAUCCUGCUUUCACUAGAAGUGGUGGAGGUGGAAACUUUGUGCUUUCAACUAGCCUAGUAGGCUACACAAGAGUUGGGGGAGCUGCUGUUCCAAUGGUCCACCAUGGUUACGGCUUUUUCUACAGAAUUAGAGAUGACAGGAUUGUUGUGGCCUGCACUACUUGGAAAUCAUGCCCAGAGACAGAUGCAAAAAUUCUGUGUAAGAAUCUUUUCCAGUCUUUUCAGGACAUGAUCAAAUUAAUGACCACAGCCCAGCUUUAGAGAAGAUAUUGAUAUUAUAGUGCCUUUAUUCCUGUAUGCAUUGCCAUGUAUACUGAACACUUGAGGAAUGAAACUAUUAGCAAAGAGGAGUGUCUUAACUGGAUGAAACACUGUCUGAUAGUUCACCAUAUAUCCUAAGCAGAAAUAAUGCAAAACCUUUUAAAAAUGAGAUUUACUGCAAUAACAAUGCAAUUUUCCUUGAAUAAGUUUGCAGCAACAAUGCAAAACAUAAAAUCCUUAGUCAAAACUAUGCAAUGUUAAACUAAGCCUCAGCAAUGCAGGCCUGAUUGAAUCACUAGGACUUUUAUAAACAUAUUUUAUGCUAACCUCUUUCAUAAUCUUCCUAGUGACAGAUGCAAGAUUAUAAUCAGAUUAUAGUAGUUUGUAUAGAGCAGCCAUUGCAAGGGUAAUGGAUUUGCGGUUCCUUUUUAGAUGGUAUUCUAUCAUGUCUUUUUAGAAUUGUAAUCAAAAUUACUCAAGUACAGUGGUACCCCGGCUUACGAAUUUAAUUCGUUCCGCCGCCGCUUUUGUAACCCGAAAUACUUCGCAAGCCGAAAAACCCAUAG